AUGGAGACGAAUGUCUCCGGUCGCAGCUCCGCGCCUGGGCGGAUGGAAUCCAAAGAAAACGUGUGCGAAUUCAAGGGAAUCGAUCUGAGCAGCGGCCGAGUCAGCAACUUCACCGUAGAUACACCGGACUACACCGUUCGAUUCGCCACCAAGCAAGCUGAGCUGAUCGUUCUCCCGCGAUUUGAAUGCCCGAGAAACAUCUCUCCGCAGCUGCUCCCGAGUGUGUUUGUAAACGGGAAUCCGGUCGAUCCUCGGGGAGCUCUCGGGGUAGCGCUUCCCGUUCCACUUGCCAAAAGAUUUGACGUCAAGCUCGAGGUGCGGAAUCCUAGCUCUGCACCGUCUCUGAAAGUGUACACGCUUCACGUGGAUCAGAGAGAAGCGGUUUCGGAGCCGACACUUGAAGCCUUCUCCGUUCAAGACAGCAGAGGGAAGGACCUCUCGCUCAUCCCCCUCUUCAGACACUCCAGCGACGCCUUUGUCCUCGCUUCGGGCGUCCGUGACCCGUACAUUUCGCUGCAUGCUCAAUGUGAUCAUGCGAGCGUCCUCUACAUCGAUGGGGCUCCCCAUGUCCCCAGUUCCUCUGUCAAGAUUCCUCGCGAGGAGCGGCAACCCAGUUCGCUCACGACGAUUCAGUGUCGCCGGACUGGAGAAGGGGAAGAAUCUCAGCGCAUGUAUUUCCUCGAGACCCAGUGGACAAGCCCGAUCGUCAGCCCACCGACCAAAUUGCUUGUCUACAGCACCGGCCGCGCAUGCAAGGUGCUUGCGGAUGACGAGGAUCGCGUUGUUUGCGAGAACUCUGGGAGACUCGCGUCGCUCUUUGCGCUUCACUCCCCGUCGACUUGGUACAAAGUUUCGAGCGCCGAGGAUGCCUCCUUUGCUGUGCCUCUCGUGAAUGGUGGCUGGACGCCUCGCUUUCCUCUGCGAUCAGAUCUGCAGAUCGUCGCGCGAGCUGGGACUGAAGAAAAAAUGUGGAGACUCGACUUCGCUCAAGUGCCUGGCUCCAGCAGCGACUCGAAUUGGCUGAGCAGCCUUCAGGCGUUGAGCGUUUUCUUCUUCUUGCCGGCGCUUCUCGGCAUCUCUGCAGUUCUCUUUCUUGCGCUUUUGACGGGGCAAGGCGGCGCGCGCAACUUCUCCGAAGUGCCUGUAACGGCUCUCCUUUUUUUUCAAGCCUCGUUCCUCCUCUACCUCCUUCAGAAGGUCCCCGAUGCCCUGCAGACGAACGCCUCGAUGCUUGGAUGGACAGCUCUCUUUCUGCCUCUGCCCUCAACAGCAGAAACAAAUGUCGAACUCGCAGCGGGCUGCUUGACCGUCUCGGCGGUUCUCCUCGCCAUGGUCUCUGGACUACAAGUGCUGUUCAGACUCGUUCUGUUUGACAGAAAGUCGCAGGAGGUCCUCCCCCACAACAUGCAACUUGGAAAUGCGGAGCUUCGGUUGCUCCACGCUCUCGGCUUGCCCCUAGCUGCUUCGGCAGCGAUGCUGAUAGCUGACGCAGACACCUCGGGGCGUCUGCAGGCGGUGGGGGUUGCCGUCGUCGGCUUCUUCGUUCUUCUUCAUCUCGGCCUUUUCCUGUUUGUUCGCCGGCUGGUCUCCGACGGUCGGGUCGCUUGGCUUUGGAACUUCCCCGCGAAUGCGCCAGACGCCACUGGUGGGAGGUGGUGCGACACCACCGUCGACCAGCUCAUGUCAGAGCCGGUGCCGUGGACAACUUGGCUUGGGGCGCCUACGGCGCUCUGGGUGUCUCCUGCAGCGCAGAUUUCACCCCUCACCCUCGGCGACCCUGCGUCGCUACCUGGUUCCCGAGGCGGCAAAGAAGCGCUUGUCGGCUCCUCAGCGGUAGCCGUGACCCCGCGGCUUCCUAAGCAGGGCCUCACGCUGCUUCCUUGUCUCCGCGACUUGCCCGUCGGCAUUCUUCGCUCGCGGUGGCUUGAUGUGUUUUUCUCUCUGGACGCUCUCACGAAAAUGCUCCAGAGACAGAAGGAAAAGACUUCCUCGACUGCCGACCUCUCAGACCCCGCCUUCUUCCCCCUCACGGUCCAGCGACACCAACUCACAGGUCCCCUCACAUCGGGGCGCCUAGCGCUCUUUUUUGAACUUCGAACGCCCUGUGCUCGCAUCGGCGACAGCGCAUUCCGGUCUCUCUUGGGUCUGCUUCUCGGCUUCUCUCUGUCCCUGCAAGGCUCGAUUGUCGCCCCUAUCUUGCUCCUCGUUGCCUCCAUUCUCUGUUUCUCAUGGAUGGUCUAUCUCCGCUGGGACAAGCCCUUUCACCGCAGAGACGAAAAUACAGUUUUUCCUGUCCCCUUCGGUCUCCUCGGACUCGCCGCCCUCACCUGCGCCGGCUCUGAAGCGCUGCGAGUCCCCGUGCUCUCCACUCUCAUCGAGCAUCUCUCCGUCUACAUGCUCCUCGCUCUGGCUCUGUACACCGCAUUCACUGCCGUCUGUCUCGUCUUGGGCGCCGUCUGGCCUGCGAUUCAGGAAAUCAGGUUGCUGCCGCGUCAGUGCAAUUGUGCUCUGUUUUUGACUGAUCGCCGGCGCGAUUUCUGCGUCGUCUGCCCGGCGUACACUCGCUUUCCUGUCCGACAAGUAUCGCUCCACUGCUCGCCGGGACCUGGAGCCUUUCCCCAAGUGCGGCGGGUACCUGCGCAUGCGGACGCUUACGCCCAACUUGAGUUUUCUGUCGACGAUUUCCGCGCUCUCUGUGCCGGCAAAGACUUCGAAAAGCCAGGCGCAUGCAUAUUCAUAGACAGCGCCCAGUCGCCUCUCCGCUUCAGGUCUCUCACACUCUAUGCAGGAGGCGACCUCCGUCAAGCUGUCGACAGCCUCCUUGAGGAGGAGCCCGCAGUUCGAUCGGCCUUUCCCGAUCUACGAAAUUCUUUGCUGGACGAACUGGAGCGAUCCCAGGCAGGCGGCAGUGUGCGGUCAAUCGUCGUGCGCCUUCUGAGUCAGCCGGUGGGGCUUUUUUCAGCCAUGCCGAGACACCUGAGAGCUCCAGAAGCGGCGGCGUUUGCAGAGCGCGAGGCGAGCAUGGAGUUUUCACGUGACGUUUUUCCAGAAAAGACUUCCUCCGACUUCGGCACCGAUCGCUCAGCGGUGGCUGAACUCAGUCCUUUGAGCAGUCGGUCUUGGCGGGACAAGUGCUAAGGGUCGAACGACUAAACACGCCGCUCGCUCCUGCCAGAGGAACCACGGCUCUCUGGAGGAAUGGAGCCUCAGCGGCAACACCGGGAGGGGGAACGCGCGGGCGGUAACGGAGCGGUCAGUGGGGAGAGAAGUGGAACACACAACGUGAAAAAAACUAAAUGGCGAUCCAAAGUAAGAGGAACCAAUUGUGAAAUGACACGUGCAUCAAUAUAUAUAUAUAUAUAUAUAUAUUCAUAUGUGUGUGUGUCUUUUGAGAUGAGUAUGUUGGAGAUAGACAGGAGUGUUGGAGUGUGGGAAUGCAAGCAGUUCGCAACACGAGGCAAAGCCUCGGUUUUGUGAGUUUUCUGAAGGUCAGAGGGUCCACAGAUAGCUCAUAUGGAUUCCUCGAUUCGGAACACGUGCGACUGCAAUAGGAGGUGUCUGUACACAGUCCGGGGAAAGGUCUGAACAGAGGGGAAAGAAGCGCGGCGUUCAUAUGUUUCAUACUGCAGUGGAACGCCUCUAAGGACGAUGUGAAUGCGGGACGAUAAUACACGAGACUGGAUAAUACUUGUCUCACAACACAACGGCGACGCAAAGUGAGAAAGAGGCACAAGCGUUUUCGAUGGGUCCCUCAGCUAGCUACAAAACUUUUUUAUGGGUUGCCGUACGCAGUUAGGUGCAUGCGAAUAUUUGACACGUUCGUCCGAUGUCAUUUGCUUUC
Messenger RNA from Toxoplasma gondii ME49, 3841 nucleotides. RefSeq lists its product as hypothetical. The record is from RefSeq and is a predicted model, not a curated record. Bases 1 to 3138 code for a protein of 1045 amino acids. NCBI's taxonomy places the organism in Eukaryota, Apicomplexa, Conoidasida, Eucoccidiorida, Sarcocystidae. The transcript has 19 exons.